AUGACAAUGAAUUUAAAGAUCAUGAAGAUCACACAUUACACUCUAAUUAGAGAGAAAUUACCUUUUAUAAUGAAUAAAAAACAACAAUUUAUAAAUAUUUUAACUAAUACAAUGAAAAAUGAUAUUGAAGCAUCCUAUCGAUUAGGAUCAGAAGUAUCAUAA
Heterostelium album PN500 is the source of this 162-nucleotide messenger RNA. RefSeq lists its product as uncharacterized. The record is from RefSeq and is a predicted model, not a curated record. The transcript has 5 exons. The coding region runs from base 1 to 162 and encodes 53 amino acids. NCBI's taxonomy places the organism in Eukaryota, Evosea, Eumycetozoa, Acytosteliales, Acytosteliaceae.